Prorocentrum cordatum is the source of this 734-nucleotide messenger RNA. NCBI's taxonomy places the organism in Eukaryota, Dinophyceae, Prorocentrales, Prorocentraceae. The record is from the annotation of a GenBank genome assembly.
GCGACGCUGGACACCCAGCUCGUGUCGGACUUGACUUCGCGGAGCAGGAGAUCUUGCAGCAUUUCCGAUUGGUCCAGGCCGUGAACAGCGUUGAGCCGAUUCAGCCGGGUGUCCCGGUCAUUCUGCCGCGCUCCUGGCAGGACAUGCAGGGGUUGUUGCGGAAGCUCGCCUACGAUCCCGGGACCGCUGAUCCGCGGCGACGGCUCGGCAUGGCCAUGUACGAGGGCCCAGAGCCCACGGCCUCGAGCAUCGCUGCCCGCGCCCGGUCGGCGCAGUUGCUGCUGGGGCUUGCGCAGCACGCUGGUUGGUCGGCCACGGACGCGCAGAACGUCAACGAGUUCAUCCUCGCGGUGACUGCCGCCGAGGCCCACUGCCUGGAGGAGCUGGGGCCGCUGCUGAGGGAGCGCCGGAAGCUCAAAGCCAGCAAGCUUCCGCUGCAGCGCGAGCUCGGCCCAGUGGUGUACACGCAGUGCUCCGACAUCUUGGGCGCGUUUGGCGACCUCUCGGCGGUCCCUGCACAGGUCGUCCGCGAGGGCCUGGAGUUGGCCACUUUGGCUGAGAAGGGCGACGACGUGCGAUUGUGGACUUCGCUGGCGGGACGGGCGGCCGUGCUGUGGGCACCAGAACAAACCAACGCCCUCACCCGCUGCCUCAAGAGGUUGCUCCGCAUGCCGCCAGAGGGCCGCCUAGUGACCGCCAUUUCCCUGAUGCCUGGCAUGUCCACGCCAGCGGGG